Messenger RNA from Puccinia triticina, 1152 nucleotides. RefSeq lists its product as uncharacterized. Lineage: Eukaryota; Fungi; Basidiomycota; Pucciniomycetes; Pucciniales; Pucciniaceae. Bases 1 to 1152 code for a protein of 383 amino acids. Gene Ontology annotation, molecular function: sugar-phosphatase activity; beta-phosphoglucomutase activity. The transcript is spliced from 6 exons. The record is from RefSeq and is a predicted model, not a curated record.
AUGACUACAUUCAAUCUCUGCGCAUCCUACUCCGCCGUGAACAAGGCAGAAUUUAUUGUCGAUGCUGUCUUGUUUGACAUGGAUGGUACCCUCGUGGAUUCCAUUCCGGCGAUAGAAUCAGCAUGGGCUGCAGUUGCCAAGAAGAUCAACAAGCCAGCGGCUGAAGUCAUCGAAGCUACUCACGGCCGUCGUGUUAUGGACAACCUCAAGGAUCUCUACCCAAAUCUCAGAAGGAUGUCGGACGCUGAGAUGGCGCCUCAUGUGAAGGAGUUUGAGAUUGAGAUAUUGAGACAAGCAGAUGAGUACGGCAUCGAGGUUAAGAGCCGUCGUUCCAGUGUGGCUUCCAGCAGACGAGCCAGCAGAACAGCUUCUUUUGCUGGCACUCCUGACGAAAAGCCGCGUCGCAAGUCGAACUUGUCUCAAACAGUUACUCCAGACAACGUGUCGGCCCGUAUGGCGGCUAUGGGCAUUGCACCUUUGAGCUCAAACAACUCCAGUUCAUCGAUUCCGCAAGUCGAGAAACGCGCUAACACGCCUGCCGAAAUGUUAGCCAAGAAAAAACUCGCUGUCUUGCAGAGCUCGGUCAACCAGGACGUGUUUGAGGACGGGGAUGACUCAGAUGACGAUAUCCAAAUCGAUGUCUCUGAUUUGGUCGAUCGCUCUGUGCGCAUUUUACCUGGCGUGAGAAAAAUGACAGACUCCUUGCCAGCCGAUCGGUUCGCCAUCGCAACUUCUGCGGCAGUAACGCACUGCCACGGUGCCCUCCAGAGAGUUGGAAUCUCACUUCCCAAAAUCACCGUCACAGCGGAUGAUCCUCGUCUCGAACGAGGCAAACCAUUCCCCGACCCUUUUAUCCUCGCUGCUAAGUCACUUGGGUUCGAGCCUGAAAACUGUGUCGUGGUGGAAGACUCACCUUUCGGUAUUCAAGCUGGGGUAGCCGCCGGUGGCAAAACCAUAGCAGUUUCUACAUCUCACUCUCAUGACAAGAUUUCGCAUUGCGGCGCCACCUGGCUCAUCCCUACGCUAGAAUUAGUCCAAGUCGAAGUUCUACCCGAUGGAAAACUCCGAAUCUUUAUCGACGCCACUGAUAAGGAUAUCGAGCAGGCUCUCUCUAAAUGUGUCAGGAGCAAAAUCGAAGCCAAGCGUGUUUGA